UGUCAAUGGUGUUCUAGAAUAUUUUAUGAUUUCCAGUUCAAACUAGAACUCUACUGUAUCCAUCUGGAAGUCAUGAACAGCUGCGAAAGGAAACGCUGCCAUUGACACAAUGCUGAUCUCACUGCUGCUUUGGGCGUUAUGCGUGCAGGUUAGUGAUGCGGCGAUCACUUCGGCGUCUGUGAUUCCGGUAUCUCUGAAUGGUGGCGUCACGGGAGCGGUGGAUGUGGCCUUCACGACAGGAACCACCAUCCCGGUCGGCGGGACGAUCGUCUUGACAUUCCCCUCUGCUUUCUACGUGGACUCGGCGUCGACGUUGUCCAACAUUGUUGGCAUAGAUUCAACUAGUACGAUAGUAGCAUCACCCGCUACUGGCGUAGUGACUAUCACGAUUGCAACGACCAAUGCUGCAGCUGGAGCCAUCUCCUUUACUCUUGAUAGCAUUUCGAAUCCAGGUACGCUGCGUCCUGUCGGAAUGAAAUGCUGGGAAGGCUGACAUGAUAGCUCGCAGGUUUGGGCUUGUCAUCAAGCUACUUCAUCCGCACUAAGAAUGCUGGUGGCACAACCUUGGAGUCAGUAACGGUACCAGGCUCUACUUUCACUUCUUGGACUAUGUCCAAUGCUGCUACGGUGACAGCUCCUUCAUUGCUUGCUGGUAGAACAACGUCCUACACGGCCACCUUGACAACCGAUGUCACGUUACGCAUUGGAAGUGUCAUUGCGCUGAAAGUACCUGUUCUCAGCGGCGGCGCGAUCGUGUUCAGCAGCGCUACUCUUGCAGGCUUGGUGGGCAUCGAUCUAGCGUCAACGGAGCUGCGAGUGUCAUCACCGUAUAUUCUCCUCACAAUUGCUGGUCAAGACAUCGCUGCAGGACAAACUGUGUCGAUCACCUACGGCAACAUCAUUAAUGCUGCAGCACUGUCCACACCACCGUUCUACGUUGAUACGCGGCAUCCCAAUGGUGCCAUUUUUCAAGUCAGUACUGCUACGAACACACUAACAUUCACAAGCACAACGCUUCCGUCAGCGACGAUAACUCCUGUAUCCUAUUGGGCUGGUGUUACGACCGAAUACAACGUGGUGUUUGCCAACUUGGCUUACGUGCCACCAGGAAGUCGAGUGGAGGUAACAUUUCCGUCCCGUUUUGACAUUAGCAGCGCUACCCUGAGUCACAUCACAAACUUGCCUAUCGUGAAUACUAUUGUCUCUCUGGCCAGUUCAACUAUUGCAAGAGUGACGCUGGGAAAUAUUGCUGUAUUACCUGGAACCGGACGUGGAUUUAGGCUGCAAAACAUCGUAAAUCCUGGCUCCUCCUGCGACGAAUUCAUUGUCGAGUAUUGCACUCCCACAUGGGGAUCGUACACAGUAACCAUCACCGAUAAUGGUGGCAAUGCCUUGGAAGCGUUGACGACAGUGGCAGGUACACCGAUUGUCAAGAAGCCGCUCACGUAUGGUCGUGUUCGCCCGUUGCUCAAGACUCCCAACACACUUACAGUAGCGACUGUGACGCUCGACACCUCGACAACAAUUCCUCUUGGAGGUUAUAUCGAGGCUGUACUUCCUGCUGACUACAGUGUUGGGGCUGGGACGAUUACAGCGAGUUCUUUGGUAAAUAUUCCCGGCGCUAGUAGCGCUGUUAUCUCUACACCAAGCUCCGUUAAACUACAGAUUGCAGGCGCGAAUAUCCCAGCGACAAGCGGAAUCUCGUUCACAGUCGACAAGAUUACCACGUCUUCAAAUAAUGCGGUUGGAAACUUUAUUGUACGCACUCGAGACGCAGGAGGCAAUACGAUUGAAGAGAGCAGCACUGUAGGUGGCGAAGGGUGUACCUAUGUGAAUGAUUGCAGUGGUCAUGGUACGUGUACGCUUCUCUCAAAGGUUUGUAUUUGCAGCAUUGGCUGGGGAUCACCAACGGAUGUAGCAGAAUACAAGUCACCAGACUGUUCUACUCGUGUAUGUCCAUCAAAUUUCGCCUGGAAUUCUAUUCCCACAAGCACCACUACAGCUCAUGACAUUCUUGUCGAAUGCUCCGGCAUGGGGGUCUGCGAUCGAGCUGCAGGGGCUUGCAAAUGCUUCCCCGGUUUUGAAGGCUCUGCAUGCGAAAGGAUGAGUUGUCCGAACGACUGUUCUGACCGAGGAACGUGCAUGAGUAUGCGCAGCAUGGCAGCAGCCAAGAACGCGUUGCCCAUUUCUCCCCCAACAACCUACGGAGACAAUCCGUUCUCUGGUGCUUGGGACGCCGACAGGAUUUUCGGCUGUGUCUGCGACUCUGGUUGGGCUGUCGGGACGGCAAGCGGCGAGCUACAAGCCACAGAAUACUUUGGGGCGGACUGCUCGAAACGUCACUGCCCCAUUGGAAACGACCCCGACACGACUGCAGACGAAACCAACUGCCAGGGUAAGGCGGUACCAGGGGGCACCGCUGUAGGCGUCGCUGGGAAUAAAUGCCUUGUUGAGUGCUCCAACCGUGGGGGGUGCAACUACAAAACGGGCGUCUGCUCCUGUUAUCAAGGGUACACUGGAUAUGCCUGCCAAACACGAGACGAGCUCGCCAAAUAGCGUCAGUUAACCAAGAUAGAGAAGCAUGGGAUAAAAAGAUCCGAGCAGUGGUUUCCGAGAGUCAUUGCUGUCCAGCUUGCUGUGAAUUUAAAUAAGUGCAAUGUCCUGCUCUUCUGCCUCCGUUCUAAUCAAUGAG
Molecule: messenger RNA, 2692 nt
Organism: Phytophthora nicotianae INRA-310
Lineage: Eukaryota; Oomycota; Peronosporomycetes; Peronosporales; Peronosporaceae
Exons: 5
Coding region: 610-2556 (648 amino acids)
Source: RefSeq, a predicted model, not a curated record